Molecule: messenger RNA, 2061 nt
Organism: Closterium sp. NIES-65
Lineage: Eukaryota; Viridiplantae; Streptophyta; Zygnematophyceae; Desmidiales; Closteriaceae
Source: the annotation of a GenBank genome assembly
AUGGAUCGACGCGCGCCUAGUCAUUCGCAUCAUAGCUACUAUUGGGACGACUGGACGGGUCCCGACGACAUGCGAGCCAUGUGGGACCUGCCGGGCGUGAGAACGGUGUGGGAACGGAGGCGAGAAGCAUCGGGGAAGGUUCCGUUCGAGAUGAAGCGGGUCGGCGACAAGCUCGUGCCUUACAUCGGCCUUGAAGAGCUCCAAGGAGUGACGCUCGUUCUCCUGCGCCGCCACUUCAGCGGGCGGGGCAAGCGGUUGUGGCCGACAGGCUUGGCGGGAAAUGAAGGCGACGCGGUGCUGGCAGUGUGCGCGGUGGCGCGCGUGGAGAGCGCGUGGCAGCCCCUGGCGUACCGCUUCGAGCCCCGCCUUGGGGAGGCGAGCACUGGGCUUAUGCAGGUAAGCGGAUGUGCUGCAGUCGUCAGCGGAGUGGCUAGCAAGGGACAUGGGGUGCCGCGCCUACUCACCUGCCUCUUCUAUCUUUUGAGACGUCUUAAAAGUCACUUCCCUCUUCUCCUGCCGUGCUUGCAACUGCAGGUGCUGCAAUCGUCAGCGGAGUGGCUGACGAGGGACAUGGGGUAUCGCGCCUACACCAUAGACUGGUCCUCCUCCAUGCUCUACCGGCCCUUUGAGGCCAUGUACUAUGGCAUGGCAUACCUUGCAUCACUCAUUCUCAGUACCACCCCUUGUCCCUGUCCACGGGCCAUUCCCUUGCUGCAGGUGCUGCAAUCGUCAGCGGAGUGGCUGGCGAGGGACAUGGGGUACCGCGCCUACACUGUUGACUGGUCCUCCUCCAUGCUCUACCGCCCCUUCGAGGCCAUGUACUAUGGCAUGGCGUACAUUGCAUGGCUCACCACCUACAAGGGCACCACGCAGAGUGAGGAGUAUGUGGUGCGAGCGUACAACGGCGGGCCGGGUGGGUGGGAGAAGCCAUCCACAGCAAGGCACUGGAGCAAGUACCUGCAGGCGAAAGAGGAGAUACUGCGUAUGCCACGCGGCGCAUCUGCCCCAUCCGUUCUGCCCACGUCAGCAGCAGCAUCUCAACCGCCAGCCAGAUCCCCCUUCCCGCCCACACCACAAUCCACACAUCCAUCACACAAUCCCGGCACAACUCCCAAUCCUGCUCUACCUGCCAACCCUGCCUGGUCUGCUGCACCCACGUCCGCCCCAGGGGGACGGUUCUUGGGCAAUCUAGCCACUGCCAAUCACCCCCAAGCACCCAACCCAGCCGUCCCACUCACCCCGUUUGCACCAGCAGCCCAACAAGCACCCUUCCAGUCAACCCAGCAAGCACCCUAUGCAUCAGCCCGGCCUGCUGCCGUCCCCUCCACCUCACAAGGCAUCUCCCCUCAUUCGCCUGCUCCCUCUGCCAAGGACGCCCCUGGUCCUAUGUGGGCCCCACCUCCUGUGCCGCCCACAGCAGCCCGUCAACCCGCCUACCCCUCUGCCUCACCUGCUCCUGGUCCCUCUCCCUCACAACCAUCCUAUCCCUCAAUCACACAACCUUCUUAUCCCUCUCCCUCCCAACCUCCGUAUCCCUUCACCCCCCAACCUUCCUAUCCCUCUCCCUCCCUACCCCCCUACCCUUCUUCCUCGCAACCACCCUAUCCCUCUGCCCCCCAAACUUCCUAUCCCUCUCCCUCCCAACCGCCCUAUUCCUCUGCCCCCCAACCUUCCUAUUCCUCUCCCUCCCAACCGGCUUAUCCCUCUCCCCCCUAUACCUCUCCCUCUCAACCCCUCUACCCUUCUCUUCCACAACCUUCCUAUCCCUCUGCCCCACAAUCCCUCUACCCCACUCCCCCCCAACCUCCCUAUCCCUCUACCCCCGAACCUCUCUAUCCAUCCAUCUCACAGCCUCCCUAUCCUUCUCUCAGUGACGCAACACCCCCACCGCCACAACCCCCUUUCAGCAUGCCCCCGCCACCUGCUGCAGCACCAUCACCCCCACAAGCACCCACUCCCUCCAGCAAUGACGCACCUACCCCUCCUGCGGCCCCUGCAACCCAGUCUGCUCCCAAGGGUCGAUUCCUGGGCAACCUGGGUGCCCUCAGACCGCAUAAAUGA